GCACCGGCCAAACUGAAGUGCACCCUAUCAAACCCAUUGACCCGAUCAAGACCGAGCAGGUAGAAGCAAUUGCCGACCUCAGCACAAUCCCUCAAUGAGAAGCUCUGCAGCUGCGAAUUGCCGAGAAGCCGACUCUUCCGACGAGUUUCUAUCCCCGGGCUGGCCUCGUUUCCGACUUUGAUGUUUUCCAAAGCUCUGUUCAGCAGAGCGGCCUCGGCAGCGCCGUGUGCCACCCCCAAGGCCUGGAGAGGCUGCUUCGCAAUGCCACUGAGGGCAAAGAUCGUAGCUCGGCAGCCGGAGUCCCGAUCACGAAUGUCGUCGCAGGCCGCGAGCGAGGAGGAUGUCCUCUUCAACAGCCACUAUGGCCUCCGCACAAUCGAGCUAAACCGGCCGGGGAAGCUCAACUCGCUAAACGGCAGCAUGAUCGAGAAGAUAACGCCGCGGCUGCUCGAGUGGCAAAAGUCGGACAUGGCCAACGUCGUCGUCAUGAAGGGCGCCGGCGACAAGGCCUUCUGCGCCGGCGGGGACGUGGCGGCGCUGGCCAAGAACAACGUCAAGGGGCCCGAGGGCCAGGCCAAGUCGAACAAUUACUUUGCGCACGAGUAUGCGCUCGACCACCUGAUCGCAACUUACCAAACCCCCUACGUGGCCUUCAUGGACGGCAUCACCAUGGGCGGCGGCGUCGGGCUGAGCGUGCAUGCGCCGCUGCGCAUCGCGACGGAGCGGAGCGUCUUCGCCAUGCCCGAGACCGACAUCGGCUUUUUCCCCGACGUCGGCGCGUCCUUCUUCCUGCCCCGCAUGGACGGCGCCGUCGGCACCUACCUGGCGCUGACGAGCGACCGGCUCAAGGGCGUCGACGUCUUCUACACGGGCAUCGCCACGCACUACAUGCACUCGACCAGCCUGCCCAUGCUGGAGUCGCGCCUGGCCGAGCUGAGGUUUAUGGACGACGACCCGCUGGACCUGCGGCUGGCCCACAUCAGCGCAACCAUCGAGGAGUACGCGACGGGCCUGCCGCACGACAAACCCAUGUGCAUAUCCGGUGACCUGCGCAAGGCCAUCGACCGGUGCUUCAGCAAGGACUCGAUUCCGCGGAUCAUCAGCGCCCUGGAGACUGAGGAGCAGGGCCCCGAUGAGCCGAUCAAGAAGUGGGCCACGCGAACGCUGGAGACGCUCCGCCAGCGUUCGCCGACGGCGGUGCACGUGAGCCUGCUGCAGAUGCGCAUGGCAGAGGGCUGGUCGAUUCGGAAGGUCUUUGAGCGCGAGCACCUGCUCGCGGCCAAGUUCAUGGCCUCCCCGGACUUCACCGAAGGCGUGACGGCCAAGCUGAUCAACAAGCCGGCCACACAACCAAAGUGGAAGCCAGCCACUCUCGAUGAGAUCAAGGACUCGGAUGUCAGGGCAUUCUUGAGACAGCCCGAGCCCGAGGCGACGCCCGAGCCCAUCAAGUUCCUCACCGACCUUGACUUUUACCAGUACCCACACCGCGAAUUGGGCCUACCCCGUGAGAAGGACGUGCACGACCUUCUCAAGGACAGCAUCCCUCGCAGCCAGCAUGACAUCAUCAAACACUUUGUCGACAAGACCAAGGCCAAGUUGGGCGUCAAGGAGGUUGUGAGCGAGAUCGUGUACCGGAAGACACAAAAGGGCUCUAACGAGGAGGCGACUUGGAUUUACUGAUUGAAGAGUCUAAUCCUUAACUGUAAAGAGAGAUCUGUAUAGUUGGAUGUAUGGAGCGUGUGAAUAUUGUGACGAUAUUUGCUGCCGGUUAGUUGGCGCUGUAAUUGUGCAAACGAGAUUUAACUAUAUUUUGCGCUGUCGAUGCCUUCACUCAGCGUCGACAUUCGGCACCCGUGGCGGUGGGGUGGUCGGGGCAGGCUAGCUGUUGGACGUGCAACGAGGUUACGCUUCCUCUGGCCUCGAAACUCGGCUGAGUCAUUUGAUUUCGCCUGCUGGCGACCGGGGCGUUUGCAGUAGUGGCAUGGAGCACCGAAAAAUUAUAAAUAGGAGGCCCCGCUGUCGCGGGGGACCGAUAAAAACCGACUGAAAUCCCC
Molecule: messenger RNA, 2054 nt
Organism: Gaeumannomyces tritici R3-111a-1
Lineage: Eukaryota; Fungi; Ascomycota; Sordariomycetes; Magnaporthales; Magnaporthaceae
Product: 3-hydroxyisobutyryl-CoA hydrolase
Exons: 2
Coding region: 181-1680 (499 amino acids)
Biological process (GO): L-valine catabolic process
Cellular component (GO): mitochondrion
Molecular function (GO): 3-hydroxyisobutyryl-CoA hydrolase activity
Source: RefSeq, a predicted model, not a curated record